CUUUUUAAACGCUGUCAUCUUUGGGAAAGGACGCGAUGCGGAAAUGACACAGAAAUGCCACUUUAUAUUUGCGUUUCUCUGCAGCGCUGCGCUCCUCCUGUUGUCGGAGGACAUCGGAGGGACACGUCGGGACGGAGACAUAAUCGAUUUAAUGUAUACAGGGGAACCGCCGCGGUGUGCGGAGACCGCAACCUCCACGGGUUAUUAUUGCUGUAAAGAAAAUGCAAACUGACAGUUCGUUAACUUUCAAUUUCUUGCGCUUUAAUGGAAAGUUUAUACCUGACAGAGAGAGAGCACAACUGAGGGAAUCACGUCUAAAAGAUUUCUCAUCUUUUUGUUUGGGAGAUUGCACACGCACAGAGUACUGCACGCGGCGGAGUCUGAGGUGAACAAAAAACUUCACGUAGAAACCCUUCUUGCUGUGUACAACUUUCAAGUGUUACGGCGGUAAAAAUAUUGAUAAAAUGUGAACAUAUACGCGUUUUUUAUUUAAAUAACGUAAGAGGAAGGGAAAAAAUUUUCUGUUAUUCGGGACGUGGGGACUUCACGACCGCGCCGUCGAGAACGCGCUCCAGGGUGUGUGUGUGCGCGCCAGGCCUGUUACUUCCCUACGCCACCGGGAUCCGCGCGAACGCACGAGUGAAAGACGUCUGAUCCGCGAGGAGGUUUUCGCGCUGUUGACGUGGGGUGCCAUGCGUGCGCUCGUUACGUGCCCCGCCGGGGGAACGAAGUUCGGCUGACGGAGUCGGCGGCGCGAAGGUGAGAAGUGCACUGUGAGAUUUGAGGCGCGCGCUCUUUCGCGUCCGCUCAUUCUCCACCCACGGCGAACCAGCAGCGCGCGACAGCUUGCUUGCAGCCGGCGGAGCGUCUUUCCUCGCGCUGUGUAGAAGGGGAGGUUUGGCGCCGGGGCAGAGCCGCUUCGCUCGAGCCGGACGACGACAGACAGUUGUUGGCAGAAAUGCAGGAAAUUUCUGCGGCCGACUCUCCUUCCUCAGCUGCCCUGAACAGAUCCACAGACCCAUGCAUCCCACCACUGGGAACGAGCAGCCUCCCUGCCUGUAGGGUAUGCCCCAGCAAUCCCGCUGGGAAGCUCUACCCCAAGCCGACUGCUAUACCCUGCAGGCCCACCCUACAAAAGCCACAGGUGCCCCCUAAGCCUCCCCAUCUUCUUGGUCUGCGGAGAGACAAGCCCUCCAAGUGGAUUCCUCCAGCCCCAUCAAGGCCCCUGCCUGCUCCCCCAGCACUGAAGCCUAGCAGGAACCCUGCCAACUUGGGGAGACAACCGGACAAGCAGGGUAUCACAAACGUGUGUCUGCUGAUCGAGCAGUUUGAGAACUCCAGAGCACCGAUUUUCGGUGCGCACCGGAGGGAUCAGUUGCACCUUACGUUGAGCAUGGAGACGGCAGAGGACCUUGUGCAGGAUCCUAAAGGGCUGCGUGUGACUGGGCUGGAGACCGAUGACUCGGAAGACCACACUCAAGCAGACGAAUUGGCGGCCUGUAUCGAUGAAGGGACAGGUGACGCUGCAGAGCUCUCUGGUUUCAGCACUUUGUGUAUUAAUGACAUUGGCACACCGGGCACCGGGGAUAGUAGGCAUGCCUGCAGUGACAGCGCUGCUAGCAGGACAGAAGGGUCAUGCGAGCCCACCAACAAUGGGAACUCCAGCCUCCUGGAGCAGAACGGAAACAGUAAAAUUCCCAACAGAGACAGUGGCAUCGACAGCCCCUCAUGUGCCGUGGAGGGUGAGGUUUUCCCCAAUGAGGAUACUAUCGGAGAAGAAGAUCAAAAUGACAGCGUGACAGAGACAGAGCUGGACAGUGAGGCCAGGAGUUGUGUGGCAAUGGACAGCAAGCGUGACUCUACGCAGGACGAGGACAGUGAUAUGGACGAGGUCAGCAGCGGAGAGCAGGAGAACGCUGAAAUGCUGAGGAACGAGCAGCCAUCAGAGGGCUCCAGGUGCACACAGUCUCAGAAGCUUCUUAAUAUUGCACAAGAGCUCUUGCAUACAGAAGAAGCUUAUGUCAAGAGGCUUCAUCUUCUGGACCAGGUAUUUUGUACAAAGUUAACAGAAGCUGGAAUUCCACAGGAAGUCAUCCAUGGAAUCUUCUCCAACAUUUCCUCAAUCUACUGCUUUCAUGAAAAGUUCCUCUUACCGGAGCUAAAGACACGGAUCACCGAUGAGUGGAACUCAAACCCUCGUAUAGGUGACAUCCUCCAGAAGCUUGCUCCAUUCAUGAAGAUGUAUGGAGAGUACGUAAAGAACUUUGAUCGUGCCAUGGACCUAGUCAACACAUGGACUCAACGGUCAUCUCAAUUCAAAGGCAUAGUACAGAACGUUCAGAAACAGGAAGUGUGUGGGAACUUGACACUGCAGCACCACAUGCUGGAGCCAGUGCAGCGCAUCCCACGAUACGAGCUGCUGCUCAAAGACUAUCUGAGGAAGCUUCCUGAUGAUGCCCUGGACAGGAGGGAUGCACAGAAUGCACUGGAACUCAUCUCUACUGCAGCUAACCAUUCAAAUGCAGCCAUCAGGAAAAUGGAAAAGAUGAACAAGCUAUUAGAAGUAUAUGAGCGCUUGGGGGGAGAAGAGGACAUUGUGAACCCUGCCAAUGAGCUCAUCAAAGAGGGUCAUAUCAAAAAGAUGUCAGCCAAGAAUGGUACAGCCCAGGACCGAUAUCUCUAUUUAUUCAACAACAUGGUGCUAUACUGUGUGCCAAAGCUGAGGUUGAUGGGGCAAAAGUUCAGCGUGAGAGAGAGGAUUGACAUUGCUGGCAUGGAGGUGCAGGAGAAAGUGAAGCACAACCUGCCAUAUACAUUUGCCAUAAUUGGGAAACAAAGGUCUCUGGAGCUGCAAGCCAGGACUGAAGAUGAAAAGGAUGACUGGAUUCAGGUGAUUCGAGCUACCAUUGAGAAGCAUAAACAGAACAGUGAGACAUUCAACAAGGCCAUCAACAGCUCCUUUUCACGUGAUGAAGACCACUUGCCUGACUCUCCUGGCCCCUGGAGUAAUACUUCGAUAGAUUCUGAUGGCGGUCAACAUGAGAGGAAAAGCUCCCGAAAGAAGGACAAAGAAAAGCAGACAUGCAAAGGUUGCAAUGAGAGCUUUCACUCCAUCACCAAGCGGCGACAUCACUGCAAGGCCUGUGGAGCGGCCAUCUGUGGGAAGUGCUCUGAAACAAAGGUCUCGGACAACAAGGCAAGCCGAGUGUGCCGGGAGUGUUUCACUGGAACAGCUGCAAGUCUAGCUCUGGAUGGCCAAGGAGCAACUAGUGAACAAAAGAAGAAGACCACAGUGGAGAAGCAGAACUCCCUGCUGGCAGAGAACUGCCUGUUCAGCAGCCACCUCCAUCUUCAGGAUAAGGGCAAGGGCUGGAACAAGGUCUGGGCUGCCAUCACCAGGGCUGAGCCACUGGUUCUAUACUUGCAAACCUCUGGUCAGGAAAGUCGCGGAACCCGAGCUAUCCCAUUGCCUGGCUGCGAGGUGGGCCUCCCCUUGGAGAAACAGGAGAUGAAGCAUGUCUUCAGGUUGAGCCAGUCCCAGCAGAUAAUUCUGCUCAGUGCCCAGGACUUGGAGCUCCAUACCAAGUGGAUGGAGAUCCUCUCCCAAGCAUCUAAGGGCGAGGUCUCCACAGAAACUUCCAUUACCCAAGCUGAACUCAAAAGGAGCCAAUAAUGUGACGCUGUUGAUGCCCCGGGACCACGCUCCAUCUGUGUACAGCACACACGUGUUACUUGAAUUCACUUUAUCCUUGGCACUUUUCUGUUGUAAACUGUAUUUUUCAAGGGACCUCUCAUGUUUGUAUCUGUGGUUGUCUUUUUGUAUUGUUCUUCUGUUGGAGAAGCUGAGAAAAUAUUUCAGAUUUUGUAUAAUAACAUAAAAUAUUCUGAAAGGCAUUCAUUUAACAGUGGUUUUACUUGUUUUGUUGACUAUGUAGACUGCAUCCGUUUUGUGAAGCAUUAACUCCGGCCUGUGUAUUUGCUCACGUGUUACAGUAUUGACUAUAAGGUGUAAUUCUCCCCAGCUGUCUUGGUGGCUGAUGUGUGAAGAAUGUACAGUGUGUAUCGUAUGUUGUUAGGGUCUGAAGCUACUUUAACUUAUGAGAUGUGAAUGUGUGUGGCCGGCCACUGGAUAAUCCGGCCCUGCUAUUCCCCAGUGCACCCAGAUGGACCUCACCCCUCACCUUACCCAGUGUUGUAGCCUACCAGUUGAACACUUGCUUGUUUGGCUCCUCUUUAGACUACUGCCCACUGUGAGUAUGUCUGGUCUCAUAAUUUAAUCCAUAGCAGCAACAAGUACUGUAUGCCUCACAUUCUUGCUCCCAGGGUAAGACAAUGGUUGAAAUGUAGAUGAUUUUCUCCUGCAUAUUCAUAUAUGUAAGUACAAUAUUUUUAAAAAUGGAACAGGUCAGACACUCAUCAAAUACACAUGUAAGUCGUAUUCAUUAAUAUGUAUUUAACCAAAACCAUGCACAUUGGCAGGCAAAAAAGCAUAUCAUUAAUAAAAAAUAUCAUUCCAAACAAGCCAUACUGUCUUCAUU
Messenger RNA from Scleropages formosus (Asian bonytongue), 4538 nucleotides. It is a transcript of the gene fgd, whose product is annotated as faciogenital dysplasia. Gene Ontology annotation, molecular function: metal ion binding; guanyl-nucleotide exchange factor activity. Gene Ontology annotation, cellular component: cytoplasm. The record is from RefSeq and is a predicted model, not a curated record. NCBI's taxonomy places the organism in Eukaryota, Metazoa, Chordata, Actinopteri, Osteoglossiformes, Osteoglossidae. Gene Ontology annotation, biological process: cytoskeleton organization; filopodium assembly. The coding region runs from base 959 to 3673 and encodes 904 amino acids. The transcript has 19 exons.